UCCAACGAGUGCAAGCAUCUUCGCCUCGCCAGACUCCGAGGCUCUCCCCCGUGAAACUCAGUGAAUCACCGUCUUUGGUAUCCUCUCCAAAGCUGGCGGCUGUUCUGCUUGAGGGCGCUGCUGCCCCUGCAGUGGACUCAAAUUCCAUUGUAUCACGACCCCUUACUCCGACAUCGGACUCCUCGGAUUUGGACCCUAGUGUCGAGUAUGCCAGGCAUCAGCUGAGCCUGUUCAAGUUACUACGAAUGCAGCAUUAUCCAAUUCUUCUAUCGCCGUUGAGCUUCGCAAGCGGAUGGUUGAACUACGCCAGCACUAUUUGUUCAAUGCCAAGGAUGCAGAUUUAGAAUUUCGGAGCCAGAAAGAUGCCUAUCUUUCUGCUGCUCUCCAUGAUCGUCUCAGAAAUCCGAAUGCAAUCGACUCCUUGAUUUCUGACACCACUCCACGGAAACUUAGAAAAGGGGGUGCCAGCAGCAGAGCUACUCCAAUCAUAGCAGCACCAUCCUCAAAAAGUACCAGUGAUUUGUUGGAAGGCUCAGACACUGACCAAAGUGAAGGGAUAUUUGGUACGAUGCUUGAUGAAACGCCUACCUCCGAGACUCUCCCAGCCUUUAAUACUGUCGUGCGUAUUCGUGAUAUGCAACUACCAAAGCAGUGGAGUGGUCGGACCCCCAAAGCUUUGCUUGAUGACCACGUCCACAGAAUUGACAAAUACGCUGCGAUCUCGUAUUUCUCUGUGGGAGGCGCAAGCCGUGCGGUCCGUGCCGGGGUUAGUGUGAGAUGGAUCACACGAAAAUCCCAAGAGUGGCGCAUGGAGGAAGACGGGUGCUACGACCAUAUUCAAGCGGAGCACUUCAUUUCUGUUGUGGCACUGCAUGGUCUGAGCUUCGACUCGCCCCCAGGCUUUGCAGUUGGCAACACAGCAAAUAACACUUCAAACACUAGAGGCUUUCCACCUGUAUUCCGUGACCUCUGGAACGAAUUGGAGAAUCGAAGAAAGUCAGAAUAUGAGAGGACGAACCGAGCUAUAUGGGCUACGUUGCGGAAUUUGCUUGGAUCCCGGAUAUCAACUCCUGGAACCACCAAGGAUCCGAAAUCCGUCAAACCGUCUGCUAUCACAAUUGAAGCUAAUUUGGAUGUGCGACCUCGGUCACUUGAGUUAUACUCCGAUCAACUGGCCAUGUCAUUUAUGACGCGUCAGAUGUCGCAGUCUUACCAGGAAAUGCUGGCACACCGGAACACGCUGCCGAUAGCAGCGUAUCGUGGGCAAAUCCUCUCCACGCUGGAGUACGCCCAAGUAAUGGUUCUUAGUGGAGAGACUGGAUGUGGGAAGAGCACCCAAGUGCCGUCCUUUAUCCUUGAGGACCAGUUGUCUCGUGGGAAGCCCUGCAAGAUCUGCUGCACCGAACCUAGGAGGAUUUCUGCGAUCUCGCUAGCUCAGCGGGUCUCUCGGGAGCUUGGCGAACCUCCGGGUGUCGUCGGGACGAAUGCUUCUCUUGUUGGAUACUCCAUUCGCCUAGAGAGUAAUACAUCGAGGUCCACCAGACUGGCGUUCGUGACAAAUGGCAUUGCUCUCCGAAUGCUGGAGAAUGGUGGGACCACUGGUGGCAAGGGAAUGUCUUUGGACGAGAUCACUCAUAUCAUCGUGGACGAAGUCCAUGAACGCUCCAUUGAAAGCGACUUCUUACUUAUUGUCCUGAAGUCGUUGUUACGACAACGCUCGGACCUCAAGGUGAUAUUGAUGUCCGCUACGGUUGAUGCAGAGAAGAUUUCGAGCUACUUCGAAGGCUGCCCGAUUAUGCAGGUGCCAGGGAGGACGUUCCCUGUAGAUGUGCAGUUCCUUGAAGAUGCCGUGGAGUUGACCAAAUGGUCGAUCAACGAAGACAGUCCCUAUGCAAAGCGGGCCGGCGCUAGGUUUAAUCGCCAUGAUAGAGGUGCUGGAUUUGAAUGGACCGAGGACUCUCCAGAUCCCGAGGAUGAUGAAGAAGGGACGUCCACGUCUGCGAGCCCUCUGAAGCUGGAAAAACGCUACUCCUCGGAAACGAAAAAGACUGUCGAUCUUUUUGAUGAGCGAAACAUUCCAUAUGAACUCAUCAUCAGACUCCUGGAACGCAUAUGUCUCCAAGAUCCCAACUAUGCGCACUACUCCGCUGCUAUUUUGGUGUUUAUGCCGGGAAUGAAUGAAAUACGAAGGCUCCUUGAGAUGCUUUCCGAACAUGACGAAUUUGGCGUGGAAGAGUUCUAUCGUGUCUACCCAUUGCAUUCAACAAUAUCGAGCGAGAAUCAAAGCGCAGUCUUCGACAUACCUCCCCCUGGUGUUCGGAAGAUUGUCAUUGCGACGAAUAUUGCUGAAACUGGCAUAACAAUCCCCGACGUCACAUGUGUUAUUGAUUCAGGGAGGCAUCGGGAGAUGAGAUACGAUGAGAAGCGCCAGAUUAGUCGUUUGGAUGAAACCUUCAUCGCCCAAAGCAACGCAACUCAGAGACGCGGACGAGCGGGGCGGGUGCAGGCUGGACUUUGUUUCCAUCUUUUUACCAAAUUCAGACAUGACACUUUGCUCGCAGAUCACCCACUACCUGAAAUGAUGCGGUUGAGCUUAUCGAAUCUCGCGCUGCGCACCAAAAUCCUUAAAGUGGACGUUGGGUCUUCUAUUGAAGAUGUCCUUUCUCGCGCUCUGGACCCCCCGUCCCAAGUGAACAUUCAGCGAGCUGUAUCCGCAUUGAUAGAGGUAAAGGCACUGACACCGUCAGAGGGGAUAACACCUAUGGGGCGCCUCCUCAGUCAAAUGCCCACCGAUGUGCACUUGGGGAAAUUUUUGCUUCUCGCAGCGUUGUUCGGUUGUUUGGACCCCGCAUUAACCAUAGCCGCGGCUCUCAAUUCCAAAUCACCAUUUGUGACCCCCUUCGGCUUUGAGGCUGAAGCGGAUAGAGCUAAAUUAUCAUUCAGAAUUGAUAAUUCCGAUUUUCUCACCAUUCAUGCUGCGUUUGCAAGUUGGAGGCGCGCAUAUACGAGCCCCAGUGCCGCUCGUGCGUUUUGUAGAAAGAAUUAUCUCAGUUACCAAAAUCUACAGCAAAUCGAAGAGCUACGGCAACAAUUUUUGGCUUAUUUAGUGGAUUCUACGUUUGUGUCGGUCGACCGAAGUUUCGAACGCGAACUGUAUCGGAAUCGGUCCAGUCGUGGCAGAAUCAAGUUCUUGCAGGUUCCUGAAGAGCUCGACAGGAAUUCGUGCGACGAUAAUGUUGUUAAGGCUGCUCUUGCAGCAGGGCUCUACCCCAAACUUCUUGUUGUUGAAGAAUCUACUGGUCAACUUCGCACAUUGACCAACAAUCAGUCAGUAUCAUUCCACCCAAGCUCCAUCAAUUUCCGUGCAAAACCGAAGGACUUUGGCGUCAGCCAUCUCUGCUACUUCACCUUGAUGCAUUCAAAGAAACUCUACGCUUGGGAGACCGGCCCGAUCGAUGACUUAUCCUUGUUCCUUCUCUGCGGUGAGGCAGAAUUCAAGUUGUUCUCCAAUUCUGCCUUCAUUGAUCGCAAGAUCAAGUAUAACCUUUCGCCAAAGACAAACUUGGCCGUGAAAGUGUUACGCGAACGAACAGCAUCCAUUCUCGCCACCCAAAUGCGCGGCAAACCGCUGUCACUUUCCCAGCAGAAGUGGAAGGAACUGGCACUCUUUGUCCUGGGGAAACUCAAGAUAGACGCGGAUGUCACUGACAUAUCCAUCGCACUGCCUCCACAAAUCGAUAUCAAGUACUGAAACUUGUGUAUUUUAACCCCCGCUGUGACACGCAAGUGCG
Messenger RNA from Cantharellus anzutake, 3791 nucleotides. Its product is annotated as P-loop containing nucleoside triphosphate hydrolase protein. The record is from RefSeq and is a predicted model, not a curated record. NCBI's taxonomy places the organism in Eukaryota, Fungi, Basidiomycota, Agaricomycetes, Cantharellales, Hydnaceae. Gene Ontology annotation, molecular function: RNA binding; ATP binding. The transcript has 18 exons. Gene Ontology annotation, cellular component: intracellular anatomical structure. Bases 293 to 3751 code for a protein of 1152 amino acids.